CUUGGUUUUUAACAUUUUUAACAUCAAUAGUAAUGACAUUAGGUUCAAUACCAUUCUUAUAUCAAUUGAUUUUUAAUGCUAAUUGGAAUGUUAAUAAUCUUCCAAGUGAAUCAAAUUUAUCUAUAAUAUUGGUUGGAUUUUUUAUGACUUAUUGUAUAAUUGAUUUAUUAUUGAGUAAAUUCUUUUAUGAAAAUGAAAUUAGUAAUAUAACCAAUAUGAAAGGUUAUUUACAUCAUUUGGUUUAUCUUGUAUUAUCGAGUUUUGUUAUUUAUAAUCAAAGAACAGAAAUAUUUUGUUUAAUGUCUAUUUUUGAGGCUUCAACACUUGUUCUAGCAACUGGAAAAAUCAAUAACAAAUCUCCUAAACAAGAUCUUUUAUAUGCAACAACAUUCGUUUCAACAAGAUUAUUAUUUCAUGCUAUAAUGAUAUACCUUUAUUUUAAUUAUCAUCAAUCAAAAUCAAUUUGGUUGAUAUUAUCCUUUCUUUAUCCCUUUCAUUGUUAUUGGUUUUAUGGUUUUAUUAGACAAAAAGUCUAUGCAAGAAAUCGACAAAGAAAAUUAUCUCAAUAUAAUAAAAUGUUUUAUAGUAAAAAAGAAUUAGAAGAAGCUUUAAACAGUAUUCAACCUAAACCUAUACAUUAUUUCUUAGAAAAAGAAGAUAAUGAUUCGGAAGUUGAAGAAAGAAGAUCAAAUACAUUAUUCACUUUAAUAUAUUAAGUGACGAAUACUCAAUGAUUGAUUAGUAAAUUAACAAUGUAGAUUUUGGGAAUAAUGGGGAAAUUUAUGUAUAUAUUUAUAUUAUUAUUAUUAUUUAUUGUAUUCAUUAACUUGGACUUUUGUACAA
Molecule: messenger RNA, 843 nt
Organism: Rhizophagus irregularis DAOM 181602=DAOM 197198
Lineage: Eukaryota; Fungi; Glomeromycota; Glomeromycetes; Glomerales; Glomeraceae
Biological process (GO): membrane assembly; phospholipid homeostasis; plasma membrane organization
Cellular component (GO): plasma membrane
Source: RefSeq, a predicted model, not a curated record